CCCCCACCCCACCCUCCCUUCCCACCCGACCCCCAACCCCCAUCCCCAGUUGGAGCCGCCGCCCGAGACGCCGGGCCGUCGUCUUUGGAGGAGUCCCCGCCGCCGUCACCUCCGCCAUGGAGCUGAUCACCAUUCUCGAGAAGACCGUGUCUCCGGAUCGGCUGGAGCUGGAAGCGGCGCAGAAGUUCCUGGAGCGUGCGGCUGUAGAGAACCUGCCCACGUUCCUAGUGGAACUGUCCAGAGUGCUGGCAAAUCCAGGAAACAGUCAAGUUGCCAGAGUUGCAGCUGGACUACAAAUCAAGAACUCUUUGACAUCAAAGGAUCCAGAUAUCAAGGCCCAGUACCAGCAGAGGUGGCUUGCUAUUGAUGCUAAUGCUCGACGGGAAGUCAAGAACUACGUUUUACAGACUUUGGGCACAGAAACUUAUCGGCCUAGUUCUGCUUCGCAAUGUGUAGCUGGUAUUGCUUGUGCAGAGAUCCCAGUAAACCAAUGGCCAGAACUCAUUCCUCAGCUGGUAGCCAAUGUUACAAACCCCAACAGCACAGAGCACAUGAAAGAGUCCACAUUGGAAGCUAUUGGUUACAUCUGCCAAGACAUAGACCCAGAGCAGCUACAAGAUAAAUCCAAUGAGAUUCUGACUGCCAUAAUACAAGGGAUGAGGAAAGAGGAGCCUAGUAACAAUGUGAAGUUAGCGGCUACUAAUGCACUCCUGAACUCCCUGGAGUUCACCAAAGCAAACUUUGACAAAGAGUCCGAACGGCACUUUAUCAUGCAAGUGGUCUGUGAAGCCACACAGUGUCCAGAUACAAGGGUACGAGUGGCUGCUUUACAGAAUCUAGUGAAGAUAAUGUCAUUGUAUUACCAGUAUAUGGAGACAUAUAUGGGUCCUGCUCUUUUUGCAAUCACAAUUGAAGCAAUGAAAAGUGACAUAGAUGAGGUGGCCCUACAAGGAAUAGAAUUUUGGUCCAACGUCUGUGAUGAGGAAAUGGAUCUGGCCAUUGAGGCUUCAGAGGCAGCAGAACAAGGACGGCCCCCCGAGCAUACCAGCAAGUUUUAUGCCAAGGGAGCACUACAGUACCUGGUUCCCAUCCUCACACAGACACUAACUAAACAGGAUGAAAACGAUGACGACGAUGACUGGAACCCUUGUAAAGCAGCCGGGGUGUGCCUCAUGCUUCUGUCUACCUGCUGUGAGGAUGACAUUGUACCGCAUGUCCUUCCCUUCAUUAAAGAACAUAUCAAGAACCCUGACUGGCGAUACCGGGAUGCAGCAGUGAUGGCUUUUGGCAGUAUCUUGGAAGGACCGGAACCUAAUCAGCUCAAACCAUUAGUUAUACAGGCUAUGCCUACCCUAAUAGAAUUAAUGAAAGACCCCAGUGUAGUUGUUCGAGACACAACAGCUUGGACUGUGGGCAGGAUCUGUGAGCUGCUCCCUGAAGCUGCCAUCAAUGAUGUCUACUUGGCUCCCCUGCUGCAAUGUCUGAUUGAAGGCCUCAGUGCUGAACCCAGAGUGGCUUCAAAUGUGUGCUGGGCUUUUUCCAGUCUGGCUGAAGCUGCUUAUGAAGCUGCAGAUGUAGCCGAUGAUCAAGAAGAACCAGCCACCUAUUGUUUGUCUUCUUCAUUUGAGCUGAUAGUUCAGAAGCUAUUGGAGACCACAGACAGACCUGAUGGACACCAGAACAACCUGAGAAGUUCUGCAUAUGAAUCUCUAAUGGAAAUUGUAAAAAACAGUGCCAAGGAUUGUUACCCUGCGGUGCAGAAGACCACCCUGGUCAUUAUGGAACGACUGCAGCAGGUGCUUCAGAUGGAGUCCCAUAUCCAGAGCACAUCAGACAGAAUCCAGUUCAAUGACCUUCAGUCUCUACUGUGUGCAACUCUUCAGAAUGUACUCCGGAAAGUGCAGCAUCAAGAUGCUUUGCAGAUCUCUGAUGUAGUCAUGGCCUCCCUCUUAAGGAUGUUCCAAAGCACAGCUGGGUCUGGGGGAGUGCAAGAAGAUGCCCUGAUGGCAGUUAGCACACUGGUGGAAGUGUUGGGUGGUGAAUUCCUCAAGUACAUGGAGGCCUUUAAACCAUUCUUGGGUAUUGGAUUGAAAAAUUAUGCUGAGUACCAGGUGUGUUUGGCAGCUGUUGGCUUAGUGGGGGACUUGUGCCGAGCCCUGCAGUCUAACAUCUUACCUUUCUGUGACGAGGUCAUGCAGCUGCUCCUGGAGAACUUGGGGAAUGAAAAUGUCCACAGGUCUGUGAAGCCACAGAUUCUGUCUGUGUUUGGUGAUAUUGCUCUUGCUAUUGGUGGAGAGUUUAAAAAGUACCUAGAGGUUGUAUUGAAUACUCUGCAACAGGCCUCCCAAGCUCAGGUGGACAAGUCAGACUUCGACAUGGUGGAUUAUCUGAAUGAACUAAGAGAAAGCUGCUUGGAAGCUUAUACAGGAAUUGUCCAAGGAUUGAAGGGAGAUCAGGAAAACGUACACCCGGAUGUAAUGCUGGUACAACCCAGAGUAGAAUUUAUUUUGUCUUUUAUUGAUCACAUUGCUGGAGACGAGGAUCAUACAGAUGGAGUCGUAGCGUGUGCUGCUGGACUGAUAGGGGACUUAUGUACAGCAUUUGGGAAGGAUGUACUGAAAUUAGUAGAAGCUAGGCCAAUGAUCCAUGAAUUAUUAACUGAAGGACGGAGAUCGAAGACUAACAAAGCAAAAACCCUUGCUACGUGGGCAACAAAGGAACUGAGGAAACUGAAGAACCAAGCUUGAUCUGGUACCAUUGGGAUGAUGACCUGAGACCCCCACUGGAAAUCUCCAAUCUUUUGAAAAACCCGGAAGUGAGGAGUGUGCACGGAUGCUGAAUGUUUGGGAAUGAGAGGAUGAGUGAGUGAGGCGUGAAAACACCACAUUGAAAAUCCUGCCACAGCCGACAACAGCAGCGCUGUUAGUGAGCUAAGUAAGCACUGACUUUGUAGACAAACAUAACAUCAGCCAUCUUGGAACAGAGAAACAAUGGAUUUACUUACUUAUUAAAAACGAAAAAGCUGUCUCUUCCCAGGGGAGGCUAGAACUAGCUUUCCUGUCUUGGCGGUGCCGAAUGGGAUGACAGGUUUGGGAGAGGAGGACCUGGGUUCAGCUGUGGGGCUGUAUUGUAAAAGGCAGCCUGGCCUUUGCUACUGAGGAGAAAGAUGGAGCCCGGGUCUUGAGCCCACCUUCACUGUACCGUUGCACUUGGUACUGCACAUGUGCCUGUUAGAAGGCGCGUGGGGGAUUUCAGUCUGAGAAUGAGUGUGUGUGAGUGAGGCGGUGUCCACAUCUCAACUUCACGUCUUUGCAGUUUCUCUUCCCAGAAAACACAGGGGUUUGAUGUUGCAUUUCAUAAACUAACUGAAGUUCUGGCUACUGAUGCAGCACAAGAGACAUGUUUAAACAACAAAUGAGGAAAGACGCUCUUUUUAGGUUUGGUUUGGUUUCAUUUUUAAUUAUUCUAGGGAAACACUGACGAAUGGUCAGAGCUCCUGUCCUGAUCUUUUCAUCAAGGCGCCUUUCCUGAUACUGUGGUUCAGCUGUGGAUGUAGCUGUGGGGGGAGGGGGGAGAAAAGAAAACUCUGGAGUUAGAGGAUAUAGAAAAAUAAAAGUACAGUUGUUACAAAUAAAAUGCAGACUUCAAAGACAGAAAAAGCCACAACCCAAACCAAAUUUAAAUACUCGAAAAUUGGCAUCACAAAUAAGCUGUCUCCUGACUUACAUUGUGGCAGUCUGAAUGCCCCCAGAAAACUGUGCCAAAGAGUUUAGAGUACAAAUGUACAACAAAAGUAAAUACACACUCAAAACCGCAAACUUCAGGUAACUAUUUUGAAUUGCAAAUGACGAAAAUUUAAUGUUGAACGAUCUGAUAAAAUAACCAUUUGGAAACUG
Molecule: messenger RNA, 3896 nt
Organism: Arvicola amphibius (Eurasian water vole)
Lineage: Eukaryota; Metazoa; Chordata; Mammalia; Rodentia; Cricetidae
Gene: Kpnb1
Product: karyopherin subunit beta 1
Exons: 22
Coding region: 117-2747 (876 amino acids)
Biological process (GO): protein import into nucleus
Cellular component (GO): nucleus; cytoplasm
Molecular function (GO): small GTPase binding; nuclear import signal receptor activity
Source: RefSeq, a predicted model, not a curated record